GCUCAAAGCAGGACCAAUCCCCAACUAUUUUUUUUUGCCCCAGAUGGUCUCCUUAAAGAUUGAAUUCACAACCCUGGCUUUAGCAGGCCAAUGCUCAAACCACUGAGCUAUUAUAUUGUGCUGCAUAAAAACUCCAGGUGCUCUACCUAUUAUACAAAUUGACUCAGUUAUGACUUCCCCCUUCUCUCCUCCACCAUUCUUCUGUCCUCCUUCUCUACAUGCUCAUUUUGUCCUUUUCGUAGCUCCUCUCUCUUCUCUCUGCCCUGUCUUUAUCACACCUGCCGCUGCAAGUGUCCUCAACCCCGUCUUCUUAAGGUGUUCCAAAGGUGUGGAAGAACAGCACGUUCAACUCCUCUGCCAACUCCUGCAGCUGAGGCUUCUCUGCUCGGGGUUCUAUUGACUGUUCUCCCAGUUGUCCAGCUCAUUCUGCCUGGCUCUGUCCAAGAAUAAAUAGCCAGUGCUCUUGUCCUACUGCUCCAUCUGUAAGUGCACAAACAAAAUGUAAUACUUGCAGACUAAAAAUGCCUCAGCAAUGUUAAGCAUUGUGGGGAGGCAGAGGGUCACAAGCUUGUGAAAAGUAUGUGACUGCAGGAAUGGACGUAGGGACACCUGAAACAACAAUGCUUUGCACUAACAAUGUGUCUUCCAUCUAAGAAGCUCAAAGCACUUUACAGACAUUAAUGAGUUGAACCUCACAACCCUCCUGUGAGUUAAGAUAAUAUUACCGUCACAUUACUAAUGUGGAGACUAGGGCAUUUUUAUGUGACUUGCACAGUCACACAGGAAGGCCACAACAAAGCUUGCAAUAGAAUCCGUAUCUCGUUUAAUAAGGUUAUCUGUUGGGAUAGCAGACAGAACUAAACCAAAAUAAUCCAGUAGAAUCCUUCCCAUCACAAGUGGCAUUGAAGUGCUCAAAGUUUUAAGUAUGCUGCAAUGGGGGUUGGGAAAAGCAUUUGCCUCCCUCAAAGAUUACUAUGUGUGUCGUCCACUUCAUUGGCUGUGCAGUGACACUGCCUGUUUUGAGUGAUGCAGAAGCUGAUUUCCUGCCCUAGCCUCCUCUGCUUUUAUGACCAUGACUAUAACGUCUUUAUGAACACUACGUGGCCUGUGUUAUGCAUGCUGCAGUAGUCGUAUGAGCUAAGAGCCUUGACUCAUGUCAGAAGAUCCAAUACAAAGUUUAAGCUUCAGAAGUCUCUCUUCCCGCUAAGGAUAUGGAAUGUUUUCAAAUGCACAUGUGAGUCAAACCUAUUCUCUACUCUGACUAUUCCGUAGUGGGCAUAGCAACAGAAGGCAAUAUAGAAGACACUAAAACAACCACUGCAGCAAAUCCUCACCACCCUACAAAAUAUUUAAUGUGAAAAAUGUUUAUUAGUUAUUAUAAAAUAAAUCAACCAACUUUUCUUUGGGCAAAAAGGUACUACUAGUAAAGAAACAAAAACAACAGCAAAAAGAAUUAAUUAAAAACUGCGGUAGAUGGUUUGCUUACCCCUGCUAUAUGUGCAGUAUAAACUUGUGCAUUUGUUCUGUGCCCACAGACAGGUUUCUCCUCCAAUUUUCUGGAGUGGAUUCAGGGUUGUGGUAAAGUACCAGUGAAAAUGAGGUUGUAAAUAUCCCUUAAUGAUACACAGAAAAUAAUUUAAAUUACCAGAAGGAGACACUAGAGACAUUAAAAAGUGCUGUAAAAUUAGCCCUAAAUCAGGGAAUCUCCCUGAUAUAGCAUCUAUGUCCCAGGUGGAAAGCCCAUUUUCCAUACAUUUGAAGUCUCUCCUUGGUGUGGGGGUGUGGGUGGGGGUGUGCGCGCGCAUACAGGAUAGUCAUGGGUGCAUUAAAGAGGUGUGUUUCCAUGAAAACUUAGAUUUAUACGAUUGGGGCUAAAUUACGCGUAGGAUAAGAAGUUAACACCCUAACCUGGAGGAUGAGUAGGGAAAGCAGUAACUUUUCUGAUGAUCUCAGAUAACAGGGAAGUGUGACAUUUCAAAAUGUCUUGUCCUCACACUGGAAACACAGUACAGGACAGAAUCUAUCUAGGGGACUGGGGGACAGCAGUACUGAAACUACCUUGGCAGGUUGAAAUUUGUGUUGCGAGGGGGGGGAGCCUUCAUGCACAUUAAUGAUUUGGAGAGAGGGGACUUCUUACAUUUUUAGUUUGUACCUCUGUCCAUCUCCACCUCCACCUUAUACACACAUUCGGAAUGGGACAAGGGGACAGGGACUUGGGCGAGAUUGACUCAGAGAAGGUGAUGUAGAUAGGGGUGGGACUUUCAGAUCAAUAGCCCCCUCUCCUCCCCUUUUCCACUGGCUGGAGUUAAUGCUUCUGCUGUUGCUGCUGUGCCAGUGUCAGUGUCUUCCUAGGCUCUGUGCAGUGCAAUUCCAAUUUCCCUAGAGCAGCAGCCUCUUCAGUCUACUGGACUCCAGCAGCCAGUUCAGGACUUUAUUUCCUUUUCGACAAGUGGCUGAUCCCUAGUGUUUCACGGGAUAGAGUAUUUGCUCUCACCACAGUAUCACUCUGAUAAAAAUUGGUGGUGACUUCAGAGCUGCUGUUUUACUGCUUCAUAACCAAGGCACUUACAUUUCCUUACUGCACCGGUGAAAUGAAACUGAAGCCAUCCUGGGCUGCUGCAUUCCAAGUGUUAACUAGCUGGUGCCUGGGACUUGGAAAUCAAGAGGAGAAGCUGGUGUUACCUUCUGGCCCUAAAACAAUCAAUCUCAUCACUGGAUAUAAUCACAAUACUGAGCAUGCAGUGCCUUUCUGCAAGGCUCGCAAAGUGCUUUAAAAACAUUAAUUCUUCUCACAAUGCUGUAAAGUAGCUUCAUAUUAUCAUACCCAUAUUAUAUAGAGAUAGUAAAAAAGAGGCUCAGCUAGGCUGUGACUUACCCAAGGUCACAUAGCAAGUCUGUGAUAGUGCUGGAAAUAGAAAAUAGAUCUGCUUUCUCCUGACUGUUGUUUGAGAACUACGAUGAAGGGCUCUUCCAAGACACUGCUCAUAUGGACAUGUGUAAUUACUGGGUCAUCCAAAUCAUGAUACUGUAAGUUUACUCUGCAGAGACAUCAUGAACAGCUCAAUCUUAACUCCCACCUGCAGAUCUGCCUGUAUUGUGGAGUAGGCUAGCAGAAUUUGAGAGAGUGACCUCUUCUGGCAGUCAGCAGAGGAAUAAUAAGGUUCUCUUGACUGAAUGCUAAUCGUUCCCCAAGUGGCUGGACAGUUAACAGUUUGUAUAUCCCUGAAACAACAAUAGCAAUUUAAUACACUUCAUUGUGUAUUGGUGUUUUCCUAUACUUAGUGUUAAGGUUCUGAGACCUGUGACUGUUGGGUUCAAAUAAAGAAGAUGGCUCUAAACCUUGGGGGAGAGAUGACCUAUCCUGUCAAUAAAAUGGAAAGGCUCUCAUUGACUUCAAUGAGAUUUGGAUUAGGUCGAUAAGCCAUAAUUAACUUGGUCUCUGCAAAUCAUUUUAUUCCACCUGUAUUCAAACACUGGGAAUAUGUGGACGCUGAGGAGAAUAAUUGUUGAAUUAAAAUACAAGUUGCAUCACAGUGGAACAGAUUUCCUUUUAAAGUGUGCUUCAUUUGGAUUUGAAUAAUAAUUAAAAAGACACAGAAACAAAGAGAUUAUGUACUGAAACAAAUCAACAGUGUUCUUCCUAUUCACAAGGCACAUCCUGGCUCCAGCUCUUUCAUCUCCCAGCUUUCGUCUCAGCUGCUUUCUUAGGUACCAGUGUGAAGCAUGGACUCUGUGUGUAGAAGAAGGUGGUACCUUCAGUUGGGCUGUAUAUUGAUAGUGAAUUUGGUUUAUGCCAAUCCAGGAUAUCAGAAAGAACCUCCUGGAAGCCUAGGUGAGAUUGACCAUCACUGCUGGGAGAUCUCCUCUCAUAGGCUGGUGGAAAUGAAGAAACUCAAGGUAGCAGAUGCUAUCAUUGCUCUCUGGGAUUUCAUGAUGUUCCUAAAAGAAUCACCAAAGGCCAAGCAUAAUGAACUUUUCAAUGACUUAGCCCAGAACUUCUGGGAUAUGUAUGUAGACUGUGUGCUUUCAAGGUCCCAUGGAAUGGGCAGAAGACAGUUACUAUCUCCCAACUAUUUUUCCACAUACCCACAGAGAACUUCACAAGGGUCAGACUUCUCAAAACAUCAGUUUUAGGUCAAAAUGGGAGAAAAAUGAAGAUACCUCAGCAAGAUGACAUCGAACUGAAGGAAAAGAGCCUGCUUGUCAAAAGCACAGCCUGUACUGUAGCUGCUUAUGAGCAAUGUUCCUUUGAUGGGUUUUGAGAUUUUGUUUUAUGCUGGACGAGCACAUGAUAAUUGAUAAAUACUUCAGAUGUGUGUUACCAACAUGUUCCCCUUUCUUUAAAUGUACCAAGGUUGCCUUUCCCCACCACUGCACAUGUGAAUGCUUUAUGUAUUUUGAGUCAAUAUCUGUGUUCUCUCAGGUAAACCUAUCUGUUUAAACUAGUGUUAUAUUUUUGUAGACAUUCAUCUUUCAAAUAAUUCUUUUUUAAAAUGUUAACUGCAAUGGAAACCCAAUAUAUUUUUAUACAUUAGACAACAGAGUUCAAUGGCAACAAGCAAAUUUUAUACAGUAUCUUGCAUAUGAAAUGGAUUUCAGUUUUAAGAUCUGCAAAAAAGUACCAAUAUCAACCCAAAGGGAGAGAUUAUGCUUGAUGUAGUGUCUUACGCAGCCUCUAAGUUUGUAUUUGAUCACUGCUUGGUCUUGGUUAUAGUUUAAUUAAAAUAUUUUUCUAUGCAACAAGGA
Molecule: messenger RNA, 4746 nt
Organism: Gopherus flavomarginatus (Mexican gopher tortoise)
Lineage: Eukaryota; Metazoa; Chordata; Testudines; Testudinidae
Gene: FAM237B
Product: family with sequence similarity 237 member B
Exons: 5
Coding region: 3724-4134 (136 amino acids)
Source: RefSeq, a predicted model, not a curated record